Messenger RNA from Triticum urartu, 871 nucleotides. Its product is annotated as heavy metal-associated isoprenylated plant protein 27. NCBI's taxonomy places the organism in Eukaryota, Viridiplantae, Streptophyta, Magnoliopsida, Poales, Poaceae. Gene Ontology annotation, molecular function: metal ion binding. The record is from RefSeq and is a predicted model, not a curated record.
AGGAUUCCUCGUCUCACACAGCAUCUCAUCCAGCACCAGCAGCCAGCAGUUCUACCACAGAACUUGAACUCGAAUCCAGCUGAACAAUUUCUUGGGCUUUGAGGGAGAGAGGUUGAAGAAGGAAGAAGAAGGAGGAGAGCGGGAUGGGCAUCGUGGACGUGGUGUCGGAGUACUGCUCACUGCCGCGGGGUCGGCGGCACAUGAAGAAGCGGAAGCAGUUCCAGACGGUGGAGAUGAAGGUCCGGAUCGACUGCGAGGGCUGCGAGCGCAAGGUCAAGAAGGCCCUCGACGACAUGAAAGGCGUGAGCUCGGUGGAGGUGACGCCGAAGCAGAACAAGGUGACGGUGACGGGGUACGUGGAUCCGGCCAAGGUGAUGCGGCGGGUGGCGUACAAGACCGGCAAGCGGGUGGAGCCGUGGCCCUACGUGCCGUACGACGUGGUGGCGCACCCCUACGCCCCGGGCGCCUACGACAAGCGCGCGCCCGCCGGCUACGUCCGCAACGUCAUGAGCGACCCCUCCGCCGCGCCGCUCGCCAGGGCCUCCUCCACCGAGGCCAGGUACACCGCCGCAUUCAGCGACGAGAACCCCAACGCCUGCUCCGUCAUGUAGUAGUAGUAGUAGUCUUUGUAAUUGUAAGACUCCGGCCGGCGACCUUUUCUAGCUGCUCUGCUCCUCCAUGGCGUCGUUGGGAUAUCUAGAUAGUCUCUGUUGGUGUUUUCUUGUACUAUUUUUUAAACUAGAUUAGAAGAUGAAGAUGGGUCUGUAUUGUUGCUUCGGUUUGGUGUAAGAUAUGUUGGAUUUGGUGAGGAGAAGCUCCAUCAAUCUUGUUGUUUAUGCACAAUGUUCUCAAUCAGAUGGGCGUUGCAUGA